Messenger RNA from Miscanthus lutarioriparius, 522 nucleotides. NCBI's taxonomy places the organism in Eukaryota, Viridiplantae, Streptophyta, Magnoliopsida, Poales, Poaceae. The record is from the annotation of a GenBank genome assembly.
AUGGGAAGCUAUUACACCUUGUUGAAUGCUUUGAUCGAGGACGGACGGAUUGAGGAAGUAGAAGAGUUAUUUGGAAUGGUAUUCUCACGAUAUAUGGAGGGUUUGCCUCGUACAUUUUUCAUGAGAAUGAUUUCUUUCUAUUACAGUGCUGGAGUGUAUGAUAAGAUGUUUGAGAUUUUUGCUGAUAUGGAGGAACUAGGCGUAAGACCUGAUGGUUCUAUUAUCAGGAUGCUAGGUGAUGUAUUUCAGAAGUUAGAGAUGAUGGACAAAUAUGAAAAGUUAAAAAAGAAAUACCCACCACCAAAAUGGGAAUAUCGAUACAUCAAAGGCAAGCGCAUCAGAAUGAGAGUUUACCCCAAUAGUAAAACUGAAGAGGCAACAAAAGGAGACCCUGACACUGAUGAACUCGAAGAGGUGGAAAGUAUACACCUUAAUAAUAAUCAAUUGGAAGAAGCAGCAAGCUCAGGCCCUGACAGGAGCGUAUUGGAUGAUGUAGCUUCUGGAGACCUUGAAUAUAUAUAG